Molecule: messenger RNA, 3380 nt
Organism: Hermetia illucens (black soldier fly)
Lineage: Eukaryota; Metazoa; Arthropoda; Insecta; Diptera; Stratiomyidae
Product: protein ROP
Exons: 10
Coding region: 130-1926 (598 amino acids)
Biological process (GO): intracellular protein transport; vesicle-mediated transport; neurotransmitter secretion
Cellular component (GO): secretory granule; plasma membrane
Molecular function (GO): syntaxin binding
Source: RefSeq, a predicted model, not a curated record
UUCCACACCUUCCAAUCGCCGAGGAAAUUUCGUCCGCUUCUGUCACGAUAAUAUUUUGUGUGCAUUUAAUUCGAUCGGUGGUCUCGUUUACGAUCAGGAAAGUCCGUGAAAAUAAGUGUUGUGUGAAAAAUGGCAUUGAAAGUUCUUGUUGGUCAAAAGAUUAUGAACGAAGUUAUUCGUUAUAAACCACCAGCACCGGCCGGCACAAAAAAGCCAGCCGCAGCAAAACCAGGCAAUGUGGAAUGGCGUGUGCUUGUGGUUGACAAAUUGGCGAUGCGGAUGGUUUCCGCUUGCUGUAAAAUGCAUGAUAUUAGCGCCGAGGGCAUUACUCUUGUUGAGGAUAUUCUAAAAAAACGUGAACCACUCCCAACAAUGGAGGCUGUGUACUUAAUUACACCAUCAGAAGAAUCUGUUCGAGGACUCAUGCGUGAUUUUGAUCAUCCCAAUCGACCAAUGUAUCGUGGAGCGCAUGUUUUCUUCACUGAAGUCUGUCCGGAGGAAUUGUUUAACGAACUUUGUAAAUCAUGUGCAGCAAGAAAAAUCAAAACUCUAAAGGAAAUCAAUAUCGCUUUUCUUCCAUAUGAAUGCCAGGUAUUCUCGUUGGACUCACCUGACACUUUCCAAUGUCUCUACUCGCCAAGUUUAUCUGCUGCCCGGGCUAAGCACAUGGAGCGCAUCGCUGAGCAAGUGGCAACACUCUGCGCUACACUUGGAGAGUAUCCAUCUGUUCGUUAUCGAAGUGAUUGGGACAAAAACGUUGAAUUAGCUAUGGCUAUCCAGCAAAAACUCGAUGCAUACAAAGCAGAUGAACCGACAAUGGGUGAAGGUCCUGAAAAGGCACGAUCACAACUAUUAAUUUUAGAUCGUGGCUUUGAUUGUGUUUCGCCACUUUUGCACGAACUCACUCUCCAAGCUAUGGCCUAUGACUUGCUACCAAUUGUUAAUGAUGUCUACAAAUACACACCAUCACCAAACACUGCAGAGAAGGAAGUUCUUCUUGAUGAAAACGAUGAACUCUGGGUGGAGUUGAGACAUCAGCAUAUCGCCGUUGUAUCGCAAGCCGUUACACAGAAUUUGAAAAAGUUCACUGAAUCGAAAAGAAUGACUCAAGCUGACAAACAGUCCAUGCGAGAUUUGUCGCAAAUGAUCAAAAAGAUGCCUCAAUACCAGAAAGAACUCUCAAAAUAUGCUACUCAUUUACAUUUAGCUGAAGAUUGCAUGAAAUCAUAUCAAAGCUAUGUGGACAAAUUAUGCCGCGUUGAACAGGAUUUGGCGAUGGGAACAGAUGCAGAAGGAGAAAAAAUUAAAGAUCAUAUGCGAAAUAUUGUUCCAAUUUUGCUCGACAAGAACGUGUCAAACUACGACAAAGUGCGCAUUAUUGCUCUCUACGUGAUGAUUAAAAAUGGAAUAUCUGAAGAGAAUCUUACAAAACUGUUCACACAUGCGCAACUAACACCAAAAGAUCAAGAUAUGGUUCGAAAUUUAAGCUUCCUCGGAAUAAAUGUUAUUGCUGACAAUAACCGCAAAAAGCCUUAUACAGUCCCACGAAAAGAACGUAUAACAGAGCAAACUUAUCAAAUGUCACGUUGGACGCCAGUUGUUAAAGAUAUAAUGGAAGAUUGCAUUGAAGAUAAAUUGGAUUCCAGACAUUUCCCAUUCCUGGCAGGUCGCUCACAGAAUCCCACCUAUCAUGCUCCAACAAGUGCACGAUAUGGCCAUUGGCAUAAGGAUAAAUCGCAAACAACCGUGAAAAAUGUGCCACGACUCAUCGUUUUCGUCGUGGGUGGAGCCAGCUUCUCGGAAAUGCGUUGCGCAUAUGAAGUUACAAACAACGUGAAAAAUUGGGAAGUGAUUCUUGGCACAUCACACAUUAUCACACCAGAAAUUUUCCUCACAGACUUGGGAUGUCUUAGCAAAGAGGAUUAAGUCCGAUACGAAUCGAAGCGUUCUGACAUUGAUUUGUCCGUCAUAUACAUACAUUCUGUUGCUAUCAUUAUGAAUAAUAUAAACGAUGAAAAAUAACAUACGCAAUAUUUAACGAGGAAUCAUGAAAUCAAAAAAGUUAUAACGCUAGUUAAUCAAUUUGUUACUUAUAUUACUCUUAUUGUUAAUAAUUAAGGAUAUGAAAGAAAAGCAAAAAAAAAUCCAAUUGAUUUAGGGAGAAACUUUGUAUUCUUCAAGUGAUGUUAAUUAAAAGUAAUAUUUUCUUCAAUUUACAUAUAUACACAUAUUGUAACCAAAGGAAAUCAUUAGAUUGUUGUUUUUUACAUUGGAUAUAGUUCGGAAGUUUUAUCUCCCGUCCCUUAUUAUUUCUUGCAAUUUUCGCACACAUACUUCCAGCUCAUUUUAGACGUGUAGUACAUUCAUAACGAUAGUCAUGCACUUUUCCAUCUAAGGAACCGAUAUUUUGAGGCUUCCAGGAAAAGGCUAUCUCGAAAAUAAAGAAGAAAAACACAGAAACAAUUGCAUUCUUCAAUAUGAAUAGAACAUGUUUCCUUGUAGGCUCGUAAGCUAUAAAGAAGAUAAAAUCGUAGAUUUCGACAUUUCGAACAAUAUAUUAUGUGAUAUUCAUCAAAUUGUAUAAAAUAUAACUGUUAAAUAAAUAAUAUAUCAAAUACACUGCUCCAUUCUAACUACGCAUUUAUCCGUUUCUCUUCUUUAUUUCUCAUAAGUUCUUUUAACAAACGGGGACGAGUUAAUGCUUCUAUGUGAUAUAUAUACAUUAAAUUUAAAAAUUACUAGAUUGCCUCAUCAUUAAUAUUUCUUCUUAUUCACAUUAUAUAAAAUUAGAACAAAAAAACUUAAAAAAAAAUGUUAAAAAUUUUUGAAAUACAUAUUCUACAAAAAUUAACCUACGAAUAUGAUAUUUAUACCUAAAAAAUACAAACAGUAAUUUUUCUCGUCAACAUUGCAUCAUAAUAAUAGCGAUUAAUCGAACUGCAACAAAUAUCAAUAAUUGUAUGGAACUAACGCUUGACAACAUACUCUCACACAAUAAAGUUUGGCUUAACCACCUUCACAGUACCAUAGGCAAAAAAUCAGCAACACUUCAUCUAUCCCGAAUAGAGUUGUGUUGAAAUUUGUUUGCAUCAGAGCAUUGUUAACUUAGCCACCAUCACUAUUAAUUAUAUUAUAUUGUACGAAGUCGUAUCGAAAUAUAUUUUAGCUUAUUUAUAACUGGAAUAAUUAGGUCAUACACUGAUGAAGAAUGAAAGUAUUAGAUGAAUAUAUACAACUUGAAAUGAGAAGAGUUGAAAUUUCGAACAUUUGUCAAUUUUCUUGUUAUUAUUAUAUAGCAAAAAAGAAACAUAACAAUAAAGGUGAUUGUAAAUGUAAUGAGAAGAAAUAAAAGACAACAGUUUUUCUGAAGACGUUAAAAA